This is a messenger RNA of Dicrocoelium dendriticum, 643 nucleotides long. Lineage: Eukaryota; Metazoa; Platyhelminthes; Trematoda; Plagiorchiida; Dicrocoeliidae. The record is from the annotation of a GenBank genome assembly.
CCGGCUGUUAGCGAAACUAACGGACAAUGUGCGGACUUCAUCUAAGCAAAUGAAUUGCUUAGAAGACAAGAUGAGUUCGUUUGGAGAAGUGUUGAAGUAAACGAUCAACGAUGUUCCAGCAGAUCUGCCUCUUUCGUUAAGAUCAGUGGAACGACUGACUACAUUUGAUGCUUUCCUCAUCGACGGUGCCCUAAAAGACAAAUUUCUACGAUAUAUGCAAAGAAUUCCCGGCAAAACUCUUUUCGAGUGCACGAGGAGCAUGGAUGAACGCAUGCUCACCUGUCACCUAGCAACACAGAUUAAUUUCACAUUCUGCAGAAAUAUGUCGUCUUUCCGCCAGACUACUAUUCAUUCUUUGAUGCAUGGUGCUCUCCUCAUGCGCUUCGGCACGAGGCCCGCAAAAAUGGCGCAAGUCAUCAAAAACUGGUUGCGCAAUGUGCGCCUAAGGCCACUACACAUGUCGUCAUUGGAACCCUUUCUAUCAGCUAUUUACGCUACACCAACAACUUUAACUAUACUCACAUUUUUUGCAGACAGCCGAUUAACGGACGCUUGAAAUCGUGGAUCAUGAGCCUUAACUCACAGGCAUCUUCGUAGGUUGCAUCUGCUAGUUUUAUAUUUAAUACAGAGUUCCUAUUGCUUA